AUAGUCUUUGUGUUUGGCAAGAGCAUUGGAAACAAACAACCCAACCCACGUCACGCACGUAACCUCGUCCCCGACAGCCUCGCUUUCGUUAUGAUUGGGAAGUUAUUCCUUACCUUGGCUACGCUCGCGCUUCUUCACGCCGCAUAUUCCACGUACGAACACUUGUCACUUUUGAAAGCUUUGGGAAAGCCUGAAGGAUCAUUACCUCUAGAUAUUGUGUAUGAGAGCAUUCUUGCGCUCAUUCUUGGGCUGCUUGGAGCAUCCUUGAAUGCUCCACCAUUGAAAGACAUCACUUGGGCAAGUGAGAUGAAGAAGCGGACAAUUGACGGAAUGGAUUCACGGCUGGGAUUCGCGCACUACAGGUCUCGCGGAAAGUUUUUGUUUGCGAGUCCACAUGAUGGUAAAAUAUGAAACGUUAUCUAUUGAUUGUCCAUCAUAUACAUGACAAAUGUUGCGCUGGUAUAUAGCACAACACUGAACAACAUUGUAGCUGGCCUCAGUCGUCAUCAUCCCCGCCAGAUUUCUUCUUGUUUUUCCGUUUCUCCUUUCGGGCUUUCCUCUUAUCCU
Suillus subaureus is the source of this 567-nucleotide messenger RNA. Its product is annotated as magnesium transporter. Gene Ontology annotation, biological process: protein folding in endoplasmic reticulum. The record is from RefSeq and is a predicted model, not a curated record. The transcript is spliced from 5 exons. Gene Ontology annotation, cellular component: EMC complex. Lineage: Eukaryota; Fungi; Basidiomycota; Agaricomycetes; Boletales; Suillaceae. Bases 91 to 411 code for a protein of 106 amino acids.